Messenger RNA from Motacilla alba alba, 875 nucleotides. It is a transcript of the gene NMRK2, whose product is annotated as nicotinamide riboside kinase 2. NCBI's taxonomy places the organism in Eukaryota, Metazoa, Chordata, Aves, Passeriformes, Motacillidae. The transcript has 8 exons. Bases 173 to 775 code for a protein of 200 amino acids. The record is from RefSeq and is a predicted model, not a curated record. Gene Ontology annotation, cellular component: cytoplasm.
AAAGCGCCUUCUGCUCAAUGAAAGGCUCGGGGAGGCAGAGCCCAGCCGGGGAAAAGGGAACAGCGACAGCGGGGUUUUUAUUCCGCUCAAAGUUCUUUUUUUUUUGGGUUUUUUUUUGGUUUUUUUUUCACCCUCCCUCGCCACAUUCCGGCCCAAGAGGCGACUCGGCAAAAUGAAGUAUAUUGUAGGCAUCGGAGGGGUCACCAAUGGUGGCAAAACCACCUUGACCAACAGGCUCGUCAAGGCGCUGCCCAACUGCUGCGUGGUCCAUCAGGAUGAUUUCUUCAAGCCACAAGAUCAAAUAGAAGUCGGGGAAGACGGCUUUAAGCAAUGGGAUGUGUUGGACUCCUUGGAUAUGGAGGCAAUGGUGAGCACAGUGCGGGCCUGGAUUGAGAACCCCGUGAAGUUUGCCCGCUCGCACGGGGUGAACGUCACACCCGGCUCUAGAGAGCCAACCUCCCAAGAUAUCCAUAUAUUGGUCAUUGAAGGCUUCCUGCUUUAUAAUUACAAACCUCUGAUCGAGCUGUUUGACCUUCGCUACUACCUGGCAGUGCCCUACGAGGAGUGCAAGAGGAGGAGGAGUACCCGGAAUUACACCGUGCCCGACCCCCCGGGCCUCUUCGACGGCCACGUCUGGCCCAUGUACCUCAAGCACAGGAAGGAGAUGGAGGACUCCGGGGUGGAUGUGGUUUAUUUAGACGGCCUGAAGUCCAGGGAUGACCUCUACAACCAAGUCUUUGAAGACAUUCACAACAAGCUCCUAAACGGCUCCUAGGCUCUGGGAGGAUCCCGCAGACCCGUGUACAGCGCGAUGUAAAUAAUACUUGGGAGUGGGAAUGGGAAUGGUGGGAACUCCUCUCCCGCUGCCCUUUGGC